This is a messenger RNA of Rotaria socialis, 1665 nucleotides long. Lineage: Eukaryota; Metazoa; Rotifera; Eurotatoria; Philodinida; Philodinidae. The record is from the annotation of a GenBank genome assembly.
AUGUCGACAGAAGCUCGAAGUGAAACUGAUCAGUACAUGAACAACUUGCCAAGAGAAUCUAAAGGUGAAAUUCGCCAUCAUCUGCAUGGGCAUGAAAGCAUCAGUUAUGGAAGGCCUUAUUUUGCCAUAUUAUUGGCUGCCUUCUCCUCGUUGGGUGGAUACUUUUUUGGCUAUGAUCAAGGUGUAACGGGUGGUGUUGUUGUCAUGAGUUCAUUUAAGAACGACUUUUGUGUUGGUGUGUAUGGUGAUGAACGCACCUGUGAUCUACCAGUCGCAGGUUUGCCUGCAGGUUAUCGACGAUUUUUAGUACUCUUCACUUUACUAUAUAAUGUCGGGUGUUUUCUCGGUUCUGUGUUCAUUUGUUCAUUUGUGGCGGAAAAAUUUGGACGUCGAUCCAUUAUUUUCACAUCAGCAGUUCUAUUUUUAACUGGUACGUCGAUGGUGAUCUUUCCUCCGGGUGGUUCUAAAAACAUAAUGAUUCUGAUACUUAUUGGAAGAGUUGUCGAAGGAGCAGGGGUUGGUUGUUCUUCAUUUUCCUGUCCAUUAUAUGCUUCGGAAAUAGCUCCAACAAAUCUACGUGGAAUGCUUUCUGGAUUCAUGCAGAUGACAGUGGUAAUCGGAUUAUUUGGUGCCAAUGUAGUCAAUUUAUUAUUACAAAGUCAUAAAUGGGGCUGGCGAUUGUCAAAUGGAAUUAUUUUGAUUGCUCCAAUUACAAUUAUAGUUGGCAUAUUUUUCUGUCCUGAAACUCCUCGAUGGUUGUUCCAAAACAAGGGCCGAAAGGCAGCAGAAGAAAGUCUAAAGCGUAUUCGUAAAACAGACAAUGUAACUGCUGAAUUGGACGCUAUAGCUGAUACUGUUAAAGAAAUGGGAAAUGAAAUGCCAAUCAAAGAAUUUUUCACAACAAAGAAAGUACUUGCAAGACUUGGCAUUGGUAUCGGUGUCCAUGUUUUAUCACAAACAACGGGUAUCAAUCCUAUAUUUGUAUAUGGUGGUAUUAUUUAUCAAAGUGUGCUCGGUAAUGGGAUACUAUCAUUAUUGAUCUUAUCUGGCACAGUUCUUCUGUGCACUAUUCCGGCCUUGUUCUUAUUUGAUAGAUUAGGACGUCGAAACCUGCUCAUGUUUGGAGGCAUAGCUAUGGUAGGAGGCCACUUUGUAUCGGCAACAAUAUUUGUCUCAAAUUGUCAAAUUAAACGAAAACUCACCAAUGACAGUGCAAUAAUUCAAGAAAUUGUAGAUUGUAGUGGUAGCUCUGGCACACUAAUGCUUGUCUUUACUGCAAUUUUUGUAGCCUCUUUUGCGAUAUCUUGGGGACCCAUCUCCUGGAUCUAUGCAGCCGAAAUUUUUCCUCUUAAUGUGAGAUCUAGAGCUGUUUCAAUAACAACAGGUAGUAACUGGUUGACAGGUAUAAUUUUGUCUUACAUAUUGGAAUUGAUAGCUCCAUUAGGCAUACAUGGAAUAUUUUAUUUGUUCGGUAGUCUGACUGUAUUAGCUGUUAUAUUUGUGUAUCUUUUCUGUCCAGAAACGAAAGGUAUUUUGUUAGAAGAUAUUGAAGAAACAUUUGAUAAUUUCCAGCUGCAGAACAGAACAAUAAUACGAAUAGUACGUCAAUCAUUUCAGCGGAGCAAAAAAACGAAUACGAAAGUGAAUGCAAUAGAAAUGGAAUGA